AUGAUUAUGAAAAUAGGGCAUCUAGCCGAUUCAGCUGACGUGAGGGCUACCAGACUUGAAAGGGAUGUACAGUUUAUGAUUGAGGCUGGGAUUUUAGCUUCAUUGACCCCCCUUCAGACUUCUAUUGACACUUUUACCAUGAGAGUCGAGGCUUGUGAUAGCGGGAAGGGGGAGACCUCUAAGGUUACAGCUUUUGAAACCAAGGUAGCAGACUUGAGGAAGGACGUAGACUAUCUGAAGUCUACCGACUUCACUUCAUUACUUGAGGCUGCAGAUGAUUUGGUGUCUCCUGAGACUUCAGAGAUUCCUCUGACUACCACCGGAGAUGUACAGAGGGAUGAGGCAGCAGUUGAUGAGUCGGAUGCUAAGACCGACGAGGACAAGAUAGAGAGACAGGAGGAGAGCAUAUAUGAAGACUUGUAG
This is a messenger RNA of Solanum stenotomum, 423 nucleotides long. RefSeq lists its product as uncharacterized. The record is from RefSeq and is a predicted model, not a curated record. The transcript has a single exon. NCBI's taxonomy places the organism in Eukaryota, Viridiplantae, Streptophyta, Magnoliopsida, Solanales, Solanaceae. Bases 1 to 423 code for a protein of 140 amino acids.